Messenger RNA from Antechinus flavipes (yellow-footed antechinus), 3618 nucleotides. RefSeq names its product suppressor of cytokine signaling 3 (gene SOCS3). The record is from RefSeq and is a predicted model, not a curated record. Gene Ontology annotation, cellular component: phosphatidylinositol 3-kinase complex. The transcript is spliced from 3 exons. The coding region runs from base 1080 to 1766 and encodes 228 amino acids. Gene Ontology annotation, molecular function: 1-phosphatidylinositol-3-kinase regulator activity. Lineage: Eukaryota; Metazoa; Chordata; Mammalia; Dasyuromorphia; Dasyuridae. Gene Ontology annotation, biological process: phosphatidylinositol phosphate biosynthetic process; intracellular signal transduction.
CUGGCAGCUCCAACCACGGAGCUCAGGAGAGAGAAGUCCAUCCAAGGCAGAGUUUCUUACAGAAAAGGACAGCACUGGAAAACCUCUUCGUCGGUUGCCUGAGCAAGCACAAACGGAGUAGGGGGACAUCUACCCGGAGUUAAACGAAAAAAAAGAACUAGAGAGCCAAGGAAAUCACCCCUGCACUCUUCCACAGCAGCUCAGACUGAAUCAACAGCGCCUCACGCCUUUGCCAGAAACUCACCUUCUUAGAAGGGGGAAAAAAAAAGUGUGAAUGAGAAGUUACUGGAGGAGACGCAACUGGAGGAGGGGCCCUCAUACCAGGAACGGGCUGGAUGGUCUGGCUCGGUGCCCUGGGUUUUCUCUGUUGUCUCUGUCUCUGUCCUAUUGCGUGUCUCUGUCUCUGUCUUUCCCCUCCCUCCCUCGCUUCCUCCCUCCCUUUUCUCUCGCAGUCUCUGACUAAACGUUACAAGAAGACGUUCAGUUCAAUUCCAGGAAUAGGGAGGCGGGGCUCUUUGGCCCAACCGGUAUAAUAGCCCAGGCUCUGCCUCCCCCAGUGGCAUUUACUCUGGACCUUUCCGCCUUUCUCAUUACAGCCCGCUGCCCUGCGUGCCCGUGCCGCCCUGACUCCCAGAUACACGCAGCCAGCCAAAGAGGCUGGCCAAGCCCUGGGGAGACUGACGCUCACAACCCAAACCACCCAGCCAGCUGUGUCUCCCCCACUUAUUCCCGGACCCAGGAGACUAAACUUGAGAGAGAAAGGGAGGGGAGACAGGGAGCUGAAGCCAAAAAGAUACGCGUGGAACCCUGGUGUGGACUUUACCGUUCCCUACAUUUGGCCACAACGAGGGCCACAUCUGGCGGGCUUGCGAAGGACCUCGCAAGGUUGGAGACAGUAUUGGAGAUACACACGGCCUAAAAUCCGAAGACUCUGUUCAAACUGGACGAGGCUCCGGGGAUGUGGUAGCAGCCGGUACACCUGGGGACAGCAGCCAAAGGAUCGGGAGGAGCAGCAGCAGCAGCCUCUACUGCUGUCGCCGCGGCCGCCACCGAGCAGAUCCAAGCUGGCUCCUUGCGCCAUGGUAACCCACAGCAAGUUCCCCGCCACAGGGAUGAACCGCCCCCUGGACACCAGCCUGCGCCUCAAGACCUUCAGCUCCAAAAGCGAAUAUCAGCUGGUGGUGAACGCUGUGCGCAAAUUGCAGGAGAGCGGCUUUUACUGGAGUGCGGUGACGGGUGGAGAAGCUAACCUUCUGCUGAGCGCUGAACCCGCGGGCACCUUCCUCAUCCGAGACAGCUCGGAUCAGCGCCACUUCUUCACUCUAAGCGUUAAAACCCAGUCAGGGACAAAGAACCUCCGGAUCCAGUGUGAGGGAGGCAGUUUCUCCCUGCAAAGCGAUCCCCGGAGCACCCAGCCGGUGCCCCGCUUUGACUGUGUACUCAAACUGGUACAUCACUACAUGCCCCCCAGCUCUUCUUCCUCCUCUUCUUCCUCCUCCUCCUCUGUGGCCUCCCCCUCUUCCUCCUUGCAGGAUCAGACGCUUCCUCAACCCCUCACUGGGGCACCUCCUAAACGAACCUAUUACAUUUAUUCUGGGGGAGAGAAGAUUCCCUUGGUGCUCAGUCGACCUCUUUCCUCCAACGUGGCCAGCCUGCAGCACCUCUGUCGGAAGACUGUCAAUGGACACCUGGACUCCUAUGAAAAAGUUACCCAACUCCCUGGGCCCAUCAGAGAAUUCCUAGACCAGUACGAUGCCCCUCUUUAAAAGGAGAUGGAUAGUGAAUGUUCUGCUUUCACCCCACCAAAAUAUGCAGGGAAGGGGGUUGGCCCCUCCAUCACCUGUGGCACAUAGCAUAAGCACAAAGGAUACAACCAAAUUGGAGAGUUCUUUUUUCUCCUACCCAGAGCAGAGCCAGGGAGUCCAGAGGCCUGCCCUCUAACUCCCCACCUCCCACCCUUUUCCCUCUCCAGUAUGGGUGCAGGCUGGUCUUAAGUGUUUGAGGAGAAAGUGGCCAAAAGUCAUCUCCCUUCCCUCUCUCCAACUUCUGGAGGAGUCACCAGACCUUGUAGGACAAUUCAGAAAAAAAAGAAGAUUUUGAUUUUUCUUCCUUUCCUUUCCUUCCCCUCCCUGACUGGGGGACUGAAGGAAUUUUGAACUGAUGUUAGCUACUGGUGAAUGUCCCAACUUUCCUAGGAACUUGUUUGCUGUUUGAUUUGGUUUAAAAUGGCUUGAAACCUGAGCUGGUGUCAGGGGCUGGAAGAGGAGGAAAAAGAGGGCCCCCUGGAAUGGGCCUUCGGCUAGCCAAGGAAGUGAUCUGAUUCUUAAUGCAAAUAGUUUCCCAGUCUUGGUUCCCAGCCUCAGGAGAAGAGGGUGUGCUGAUAUUACCCUCCUGAGGAGGUAAGGAAAGGGGCCUAGGAUCAGCCAGAAGAAGCUGACUCUCAUUCUUAGUAUCUUCUCACUUCUGGCACCUUUCCCUCUCCCUCUCCCUCCUCCCAACCCCCCAUUACCGGGAAACACCCAAGCCUAGAUUCCAGCUUUCUGGGGAAAGCCACAUAACCUCUCCUGUUUUAAGGGGAGCUGGGGGUAGUAUUGAUAUUCAAAAAGGAAAGGGAGGAGAAAGAGAAUGAAAACUAGUCUGAUGAGAGGGUUGGUCUGGAGAAGGAGGUGAUUUUUCUAAAUCCUCUGUUCUCAUAUCGUCCUCUAGGGAAUGACUGCCUCUUUUCCCAAAGCUCAGAAAAAGAAACUUCAUAUUUUCCCUCCUUUGUUUGGAAGGGGAUUGCCUUAAAACUUUCCCUGUCCCAUGGAUAGGGACUGGCACACUUUGCUGAUAAUGGGUCCAUCAGUCCCAACCUAAAGCAGUUAAGUGACUUGCUCAAGAUCACAGACAAUGGGAGUAUUUUAGUGUUGUAGCAUCCAUGGAGUCCUCCUAUGGGAUAUGGGGGUAGAUUGUUAGGAGAUUCAUGUAUUCUAAGAGACCUCUAGAAGAAUAACUCACGUUAUUCUGAACUGUUACCUAGUCCUUUUAGGGAUGCUCAGAAUGCCCCACCUUGGGUAUCUUUUGCAGUAAACCCUUCUCCUGCAGCCUCUUGGGUUCCUGGGUGUCUCUCCCCAUUCCCCCAAUCCCAGGCUUCUCCAAUCAAGAGUUCUCUAGCCUCUCUGUAGGCAUGAAUAGCAAGGGAAGUCAAAGAAGGGGUGGGAGCUGUAGCACUUAAGUGCCCUGCUCUGAGAAAGCACUGAUCAUUGUCACCCUACAUGGAAUGUAGCAACAAAGCAAUUACCUGGAACUUUUUUUUUUUUUUAAUGGAAAACAAAACAUGUUUUCUGUGUCAGGUGUUUGGAUGAGGCAGUUGGGUAUUGGGUGUUUUGUUUUUUUUUUUUUUUUCUGGUUAAAAAUGUUUACAAAUCUGCCUCAAUCACUCUAUCUUUUAUAAAGAUUCCACCCUGUGCCCUGCCCUUCUCCCCCAUCCUCCUGCCUUUGAGGCUGAUAAGAAGAUGCUUGAAGAACCCAACAGAAUACAAAUUCAAGUCAAACUUUGCACAUAUUUAUAUUUAUAUUCAGAAAAAUACAUUUCAGUAAUUUAUAAUAAAGAGCACUAUUUUUUAAUGAAAACUUCAA